UCCAAUCGAGAUUGUUCCAAGAAAAUGAUUUAAGGUUGUCAAAUAUUACUAGUCGGAACUUGUCCAAAUUCAUGUGAAAACUAAUUUUAAAAAAUCGCAAACUGAGCCCAAAUCUUCAAUCUACUGUUCUCCUUAGCCUUUUAAACAAUGCACCAUAGUUUCGAAGUAGGCUGUAAACAAAACUGUCUAAAUAACCUAUGAUGCACAUCAACAUUGUUACGACGUCACUGCCAGUUUAAAAAUAGCGCCCCGAAUACGCCAGAACGGUAUGGCUUAAACAAAAACACCAGCAAAGGCAUCCUUAAAAGCGCAGUAUUUUCCAGUCAGUUUCACUUACAAUGUCGUCUAAAACUUGUAAAAUGUUUUGGCUCCUUUGCCUACUGGCAAAUGCAUUUGAAUGUUGGGGAAAUGGUGAAGCUCACUGUGAUUGUAAGGGAUUGAAUGAAGUGGUAAAUGUCCAUACUAACCAGCUGUCCGAGCUUGUAUCCUACCAGAGGAAAACUGAAGGACUAAUCACAUUGCAGGAGAAAUUGACCACAUUAAAUUCUAAAGAACACAAUAGAGAUGUAACGCAGAAACUUGAAGGGAUUGAACAUUUUAUUGCCGAAUUAAAAAUCCAGACGACGAAGGUAGAGGAUGAGCUGGCCGAAUACCGCAACAUUACUCAGAAGUUGGAUAGCUGGAUUCAAAGAUCCAACACGACGAUUGCUAACGUCGUAAAUACCACUUUACAAUCAACUACUUAUGCAUCUGAUGUGAAAAGAAAAACAACACCGACCCCGGCUAUAGUUGAAGCUCGUCGGGCCGGUCCUCGACGAACUCCUGAACAGACAAUCUUUGAGCAGGUGAAGUUGAUGGUGGCCAAUUUGACGACUGAAAUGGCCGUGUUGCGUAACUACAAGCUCCCACGUCUCGAAUCAAAAGUUGCCGCAAUCGAGGCGAGACUUCCAGUUAACUGAGAAGCCUCUGCUACGUCUACGAAUCGCAAAUAGAUUCUCUGUUGACGUUCCGGGUAGCACUACAAAUACAGAUUUCUUCAAAACGGCCUGCCUCAGCUUACGUCUGACUGAACCCUUUCUGAGAUGGUUUUCGAACAAAUAUGUCUAUGUACUGCAUUUACCAUCAACAUAGUGUGUACAAGGAAUUGGCGAACUGCAUUAGCACUAAGUGAAGCCUUAAUGAACCAUUUUGUGAAUUUUUAAAAUUUUUCCAAGACGUUGCUUUGCAGUGGCCAUUCCUUUCUUCGGUUUCUUAGCUAAAUUUACUAGAAAAUGUGAAUAAUACUGAUCGUUAGCUGCAA
This is a messenger RNA of Daphnia carinata, 1300 nucleotides long. RefSeq lists its product as uncharacterized. Bases 339 to 959 code for a protein of 206 amino acids. Lineage: Eukaryota; Metazoa; Arthropoda; Branchiopoda; Diplostraca; Daphniidae. The transcript is spliced from 3 exons. The record is from RefSeq and is a predicted model, not a curated record.